AUGGAGAAGGAAGUCGUCGCAAAAAAACCGCUUUCGAAAGGUCAGACAGUGGCCAUCAUCGCGACAUGUACGCUGGCAAUGUGGGUGAACAGCUCGAACAACACUUCAGCAGCAGUGUCUCUGCCGUCCAUAGGAAGAGAACUGCAUAUCGAACAAACCCAGCUUGAAUGGCUCGUCUCAUCGUACGCUUUGAGUUCUGGUUGUCUCUUCCCCAUGUUCGGACGCGUUGCAGAUCUGUAUGGUCGCAAAAUAACAUUCCUGCUCGGUUCCGCAUGGCUCGCCGUCUUCACACUUGCCUGCGGGUUUGCUAAAGAUGAAAUUGUCCUCGAUGUACUUCGUGGUUUGCAAGGUGUCGGAGCCGCAGCAGCCCUUCCAGCAUCAAUGGGUGUUCUCGCACAUUCUUUCCCUCCCGGCCGAACGCGGUCCAUUGCGUUCGCUUCUUUUGCCGCUGGAGCACCGUUGGGUGGGUUUACGGGACAAGCAUUGGGUGGUACCUUGAUCCAGCUCUCAGACCCUACUUGGCGGAGCAACUUCUUUCUGUCAAGUGGCCUGACAUUGAUGUUCCUGCUUAUGGGCCUUUGGUGCAUUCCGAAAGAUGAACCAUCAACCGAAGCCGAUCGUCGCAUCGAUUGGCUGGGAGCGUUUUUAAUAACCGCCGGACUAGUCCUCAUAGUCUUUGUUCUAAGUGAUGGGGAGAUUGCUCCGAAUAAAUGGGCGACCUCUUAUAUCAUUGCUCUUCUCAUCGUCGGUGUGCUCAUCAUUGGAAUAUUCCUGGCCUGGCAAUGGUAUCUUGAGCGCGUACAGCUCGAUCCAAACGCACCGUAUUCGAUGUGGACUCCUCCCCCGAUGAUGAAGCUCUCCCUAUGGAGCAAGGGAAACGGAAAAUUUGCCGCAAUUAUGCUCAUCGUCUUGUUCACCUUUGCCUCGUUCCUAGCAUGGAAUUUUUGGGCACAGCUGUUCUAUCAAAAUUACGAGGAUUACACACCUAUUCUCACUAUGGUUAGGUUCAUUCCCAUGUUCGUCACGGGGAUCAUCCUCAAUACCAUUGUUGUUUUGAUUAUUGCGCGCGUUUCUAUUGUAUGGAUUUUGGCUACCGGAACACUGACCACUGGCUGCGCAUCCUUGUUCUUUGCCCUGAUCGACCCCAAUGCUUCAUAUUGGCGAUUCGGUUUCCCUAGUGCCAUCUUGUCCGUGUUUGGUGCCGAUUUCGUCUUUGCGUCAGGGACAAUCUUUGUCGCGAAGAUUGUCGAACCCCAUGAGCAAAGCCUUUCCGGCGCUUUGUUCCAAACAAUGAACCAGGUCGGAACAGCUUUGGGUGUAACAGUCACGACCAUCAUCUACAAUCGAGUCGUUGCACAAAAUUCAGCAAAAAUGGGAGUUAUUGUCGACGUCAGUAAUAGCAAUGCCCCUCGAGAAGCAUUACUGGACGGCUACAAAGCCGCAGCAUGGGGCUCAUUUGCUUUCGGAGUCGUUGGUACCAUAUUCGCGGUCCUUUUUUUCUGGAACGUUGGCAUAGUGGCUGAUCAUGGGCCUCAAGAGGCUGAUGUCAUUGACUCCGCACCAUCGACUGCGUCGCAAACAAUGCCGACUUCUACUAUUGAUUUGGAGAAGGGUGUAUCAGAUUCGAGACUUAUCACUCGCACUCCGUCUAUCGAGUCUCGGUGA
Messenger RNA from Desarmillaria tabescens, 1665 nucleotides. RefSeq names its product efflux transporter. Bases 1 to 1665 code for a protein of 554 amino acids. Gene Ontology annotation, biological process: transmembrane transport. Gene Ontology annotation, cellular component: membrane. Gene Ontology annotation, molecular function: transmembrane transporter activity. The record is from RefSeq and is a predicted model, not a curated record. The transcript is spliced from 12 exons. Lineage: Eukaryota; Fungi; Basidiomycota; Agaricomycetes; Agaricales; Physalacriaceae.